AUCAGAUCUUAAAAACAAUACAGAGGACAUUUUAAAUCAAAGAUAAUCUUCCACACACAGAGAGGGUAGAGAUCAAACAGCCAGAGGUCUGAUGAGUUUGUGAUGUUUCAUCCUGCAGGACAUGUACCUGAAUGCUGGCGGUGUGACAGUGUCUUAUUUCGAGUGGCUGAAGAAUCUCAACCAUGUCAGCUAUGGAAGACUGACCUUCAAAUAUGAGAGGGACUCAAACUACCACCUGCUCAUGUCUGUGCAGGAAAGUUUAGAGAGGAAGUUUGGGAAGCAGGGAGGGCCCAUUCCCAUCGUACCCACCGCUGACUUCCAGGCCAGAGUUGCUGGUGCCUCUGAGAAGGACAUUGUUCACUCUGGGUUGGCCUACACCAUGGAGAGAUCUGCCCGGCAAAUCAUGCGCACAGCAAGCAAGUACAACCUGGGUCUGGACCUUCGGACGGCCGCUUAUGUCAAUGCCAUCGAGAAGGUCUUCAAAGUCUACAACGAAGCGGGGCUGACCUUCACAUAAAUGGCCAAGCAUGACCUGCACUUCCUCCUCCCCUCCACCCUUCUGCUAUUGAUCACCCUCUCCUGCGUUCUUCCACCUUCUCAGCAGCCUUCAGAACAUAUCACUGUUUGCCGCUGCUCUGUGGCUCUUGACACACACACACACACUCACACUCACACAGUGAGACAUUGGCUUGCCUGGUAUUUAUCCUGUAAUCUUUGUGCUGCCAUUAUACUGUAUCUGCAUCUCUGUAUAAAUGUUGCCCCUUGA
Epinephelus lanceolatus (giant grouper) is the source of this 766-nucleotide messenger RNA. NCBI's taxonomy places the organism in Eukaryota, Metazoa, Chordata, Actinopteri, Perciformes, Serranidae. The record is from RefSeq and is a predicted model, not a curated record.